GUCGUGUCUCCGGUGACUGAACGCAGCGGCAGUCAGACUGAUCUGGACGCUGAGCAGAUUAGAGCUCAGCAGAAGAACAGAGAGAAGCUCGGGUCCUCCUCAGGGCUGGUUGGAGAUAGAGCUUCAUGAAGAGCUGCAGUCCUGAGAGUCCUGAAAGACAGACAGAGGGACAGACAGACAGAGGGACAGACGGAGGGACAGAGGGAGGACUCACUGCAACAGGUCUGAGGAAUAAGAAGAGAUGUGAGGACAGGAAGGAACGCAGCAGGACAGACUGAUGGUUUGAUGGUUGGAGAUCCAGGAGGAGAUCAUCCACCAUGAUGCCGAUGUUUCUCACCGUGUACCUUAGCAACAACGACCACCACUUUAACGAGGUUCCCAUCACUCCAGAGACACUGUGCAGAGAUGUGGUGGAGCUCUGCAAGGAGCCUGGUGAGGCCGACUGCUACCUGGCUGAGAUGUGGAGAGGCUCAGAACGUGUAGUUGGAGAUGGGGAGCGGAUGUUGGAGGUGUUACAGCGAUGGGGGCAGCAGAGGGGAGAGGUCCGUUACCUCCUUCGUCACCAGAGGGCUCCUGGACGGGAUGCAGGUGGAUCCAGAGCUGCAGAUCUAAUGAUGAAAAGGAACCAGAUGAAAGCUUCGGUGGAAAGAUGUCUGGAGAACGGGGUCUCCUCUCCUCGGCUGGACGUGACGCUGAGCGAGCUGCAGGAUCUGGCAACCCGGCAGCAGCAGCAGAUCAACGCCCAGCAGCAGCUGCUGGCCUCCAAGGAGCAGCGUCUGCGCUACCUGAAGCUGCAGGAUCAGCGGCAGCAGCAGUAUCAGGAUGCGUCUGAACAGGAGCGACUGCGACAGCUCAGAGAGAACGCACACAACCAGGAGGCCAAACUGCGACGUGUCCGGGCCCUCAGGGGCCAAGUGGAGCAGAAACGCCUGAGCAACAGCAAGCUAGUGGAGGAGAUCGAGCAGAUGACCGGCCUGUUCCAGCAGAAGCAGAGGGAGCUGCUGGUGGCCGUGGCCAGAGUGGAGGAGCUGAGCGACCAGCUGGAGGCGCUGAGGAGCAGCAGACUGGAGCCUCCUCUUCCUCCUGCUCCUCUUCCUCACCACCACACCUCCUCCUCCACCGCUGAGCUGGAGCGCCUCUACAAAGAGCUGCAGCUCAGGAACAAGCUGAACCAGGACCAGAGCGUCCGGCUGCAGCAGCAGAGAGACAGCCUGAACAAGAGGAACCUGGAGGUGGCGGCGAUGGACCGGCGGCUGGCUGAGCUCCGACAGCGGCUCUGGAAGAAGAAGACCGCCCUGCAGCAGAAGGAGAAUCUACCGGUGGCUUCAGAUGGGGUCACCCCUCAGCAUGGCGGAGGCUCCAGAGUGGCAGCAGUCGGGCCGUACAUACAGUCGUCCUCCACAUCCACCUCUCAGGGCCCUCCGGUGCCGAAUCACCAGGAGGUUCUGGUGAAGCCGGCGUACCCGGACGGCACUGCCACCCUGCCCAUGCCGGACUCGUCCCUGAAGCCACCGCCCAGACCAGCCAAACCAGCCUCAGGUUUUAACGCCCCAAAAACAGCGAAACUCUCUGACUGGAGCUGCUCAUUUCUUGAACCCAGCGGGAGCCACAGCCACGCCUCCACCCUGCCUCGCAUGUCCAGCCUCAGCUGCCCCAGAACGGGUCAGUUAGGCCCCAGAACGGGUCAGUUAGGCCCCAGAACGGGUCAGUUAGGCCCCAGAACGGGUCAGUUAGGCCCCAGAACGGCUCAGUUAGGCCCCACAACAAGUCAGUUAGGCCCCACAACAAGUCAGUUAGGCCCCACAACGGCUCAGUUAGGCCCCACAACAAGUCAGUUAGGCCCCACAACAAGUCAGUUAGGCCCCACAACAAGUCAGUUAGGCCCCACAACAAGUCAGUUCGGCCCCAGAACGGCUCAGUUAGGCCCCACAACAAGUCAGUUAGGCCCCACAACAAGUCAGUUAGGCCCCAGAACGGGUCAGUUAGGCCCCAGAACGGGUCAGUUAGGCCCCAGAACAGGUCAGUUAGGCCCCACAACAAGUCAGUUAGGCCCCAGAACGGGUCAGUUAGGCCCCAGAACGGGUCAGUUAGGCCCCAGAACAAGUCAGUUAGGCCCCAGAACAAGUCAGUUAGGCCCCAGAACAAGUCAGUUAGGCCCCAGAACGGCUCAGUUAGGCCCCAGAACAGGUCAGUUAGGCCCCAGAACAAGUCAGUUAGGCCCCAGAACAAGUCAGUUAGGCCCCACAACGGGUCAGUUAGGCCCCACAACAAGUCAGUUAGGCCCCACAACAAGUCAGUUAGGCCCCAGAACGGGUCAGUUAGGCCCCAGAACAAGUCAGUUAGGCCCCAGAACAAGUCAGUUAGGCCCCAGAACAAGUCAGUUAGGCCCCAGAACAAGUCAGUUAGGCCCCAGAACAAGUCAGUUAGGCCCCACAACGGGUCAGUUAGGCCCCAGAACGGGUCAGUUAGGCCCCAGAACGGGUCAGUUAGGCCCCAGAACGGGUGGUGAGAUCCUCAGUGAUCAGAAGUUUCCCUCCGGCUCUGACGUCCCGCCACCUGUCCCUUCACGAACCACUCACACUUCUGAGAACCUGCUCAGGGACAACCAGGCCUCGGGUAAAGGUCUGUCCAAGAUGCUGCCACCUCCUCUUCCCAGUAAGCCUAAACCAUUCUCCUCAUCUGACCCAGCUACCUUCUCGAAGCCCUCCUACAGCACCGGGACCUUCCCUGGGAAGGUGAAGCCCGUUGGUGGCCACCUCAGGGCUCUGGGCAUCGUCUCCAGCCACAGCAACACCCUCCCUCUGCCCAACAAGCAGGACAGUCCUCCUGCGGCAGCCGUUAGACCUUACACCCCCGACCUCUCCGACGGCCACCCUCCUGUGCUGCAGAAGCCGCAGACUCUGGCAGCUUCAUCCAUCUACUCCAUGUACACCCAGCAGGCUACACUGGGGAAGGGCUACCAGCAGGGUGGCCAGGGCACCCUGCCCCGCAGCCAGCCCCGAGUGUAUGGAAAACCGGUCCUCCCAGCCAGCGGGGGGCAGCAGACUGUCAGCUCAGACAACGCUGCCUUUAAUUCUGGGCUUUGCGUGUCUAACGGCAGCGAGGCUGACAACAGUUGCCCAGGUAUUGCCGAUGGUGGUGGAGGAGAUGCAGCAGAACGUACCACCCCUCGGCCUCUCAGCCCCACCAAGCUCCUCCCCUUCCUGUCCAACCCUCACAGGAACCCCAGCGACGCCGACCUAGAGGCCCUCAGGCGCCGGCUGCACCACGCCCCCCGACCCCUGAAGAAACGCAACUCCAUUACAGAGCCUGAAGGCCCAGCUGGACCCAAUAUCCAGAAGCUGCUUUACCAGAAGACCACUCUGGCUGCCAUGGAAACUAUCCCCAUGGAGACCAUUGGUCCAGCUGGGAUGUAUGAGCAGCCAACGGUUCAUGAGGACAGGAUGGGUGUUGCAGAUAUAACGUCCAAUCCUGAGGACAACAGCGGACCUGGCGUCAACGAGCUGUCUGAUGAGAGCCCUGAGGACGCCCUGACCCCACCUCCACUGCCGCCUCGCUCCCCCAUCCCUGAUCCCACCUCCUACCGCUCCCUGCCCUCACCUCUGGAAGACACAGCGGAAGAGGAGACAUGUCCUUCUACCUUGGUUCAUGAUCGCUUUCCAGAGGAGUUCCCCCCCUACCCACCUCCACCUUACCCGAGCUGUGGGGAGGCGGAGCAGGUGAACGAUGCCGUCAACCUGCAGCCUCCAGAGGUGACCGGACAGGUCACAGUGCCGCCGGGUAAGAGAUCGAUCCUCCAUAAAGCCGGCUCAGAGCGGAUCCACCACGGUAUGGGGGUCAAGUUCAACCCUCUGGCCCUGCUGCUGGACUCGUCUCUGGAGGGCGAGUACGACCUCGUCCAGAGAGUCAUCUACGACGUUGAUGACCCCAGUAUGCCAAACGAUGAAGGCAUCACGGCGCUGCACAAUGCCGUCUGUGCCGGGCACACGGAGAUCGUCAAGUUCUUGGUUCAGUUUGGUGUCAACGUCAACGCUGCCGACAGCGAUGGUUGGACUCCUCUUCACUGUGCUGCUUCCUGCAACAACGUUCAGGUCUGUAAGUUCCUGGUGGAGUCGGGGGCGGCCGUGUUCGCCACCACCUACAGCGACAUGCAGACGGCUGCUGACAAGUGUGAGGAGAUGGAGGACGGCUACGCUCAGUGCUCACAGUUCCUCUACGGCGUUCAGGAGAAGAUGGGCGUGAUGAACCGAGGCGUGGUGUACGCCCUGUGGGACUACGAGCCUCAGAGCGGCGACGAGCUCGGCUUCACCGAGGGCGACUGCAUGACGGUGCUGAGGCGGGAGGACGAGGUGGAGACGGAGUGGUGGUGGGCGCGAUGCGGCGACCACGAGGGCUACAUCCCCCGGAACCUGCUGGGGCUGUAUCUGAGGAUCAAACCCCGGCAGAGGAGCCUGGGCUUAGCAUCUCCUUCAGAGGCCAGAAGCAGCAGAGAAACGAACCUCCGAAUCUUUUCUGGACUGCCGAUUGGUUUUCAGCACAAAGAAUGUAACAAAGAACUGCAGGAGAGAGAAGAAACGGCAGUUCCCCCGUCUCCUUUGGUCAAAUAAAAGAUGUAAACUCCCAGAAACAGACCAACACGUUCUGUGAAUCUGGCCUGUGAGUUCUCUUUGACAUCCUCCAGCUGAGCCUCGAUACCAGAAUGUCAACAGUUUCAUCUUGCUCUCGUGAGAUUUCUUUUUGUUUCGUGUAGCCGACGUCCCAAAGGCUGGAUCUGAACUUUUGCUUUUCCUUUAUUUAGUUUUGCUAUAAAUUAAUUUCGCUAGAAGUAGCAGCCAGAGUUGCAGUGUUCCUUACAUCUGAUGAGAAGCCCUGAAGCCUCUGAAAUGCACACGCUCCACAUCAGGACUACAAAUAUGGCCGUAACUUCUGAAUCGCUGAACCAGACAGGAACAAGCACAUUGCUAAUUUGUGGAAAUGAUGAGAACAGUGUGUGUUUUGCGUCUUUAGGGGCUGUCGUUGGUAAAAACUGAAUAAUCUCAUGUUCAUCAGUUGCAUCCAGUUUUUGUUUUGGUUUGCAGAAAACUCUGAAGAAUUUCUUUUACUUUUUGUUUAUAAGGUCCUUUAAUAAAAGUCCCUGCACUGCUACACAA
Molecule: messenger RNA, 5150 nt
Organism: Acanthochromis polyacanthus (spiny chromis)
Lineage: Eukaryota; Metazoa; Chordata; Actinopteri; Pomacentridae
Product: apoptosis-stimulating of p53 protein 2-like
Exons: 22
Coding region: 318-4607 (1429 amino acids)
Biological process (GO): signal transduction; regulation of apoptotic process
Cellular component (GO): nucleus
Molecular function (GO): p53 binding
Source: RefSeq, a predicted model, not a curated record